Messenger RNA from Ilyonectria robusta, 383 nucleotides. RefSeq lists its product as uncharacterized. The transcript has a single exon. The record is from RefSeq and is a predicted model, not a curated record. Lineage: Eukaryota; Fungi; Ascomycota; Sordariomycetes; Hypocreales; Nectriaceae. Bases 15 to 233 code for a protein of 72 amino acids.
GGUUUUUUCCUACCAUGUCCGCGAUGCCUGUGAUGCCUGCGAUAAUUCCGCGCAUAGCGGUCCUCUGGAGCUCAGUUCUUGCACCGCCCUCCUUGUGCGUUGGACAGUUCAGCAUCUCACGUACCACUCCGCACACCCGGAGAAGACGGCAGGGAUUCAUUUCGUCUAAUUAUUUCGCUUGUCUGGGGACGGAGCCCAUCCCGGCUCCACUUCCACUGCCCUGUUCGCGUUGAUGGAUCCGAAUGAGAAAUACUACCAAUAAUGCAAAACCCUGUUCUGUGUUGUCUAAUGUGAUGUUGCUUCUUUGUUAUCCAGUUGUCAUUGACCGUUAUAUUGUUAUCCCUCUUUGCCAACUUUUCGGCAUUCCUCCGGGCAGGGAUGGC